Messenger RNA from Chrysemys picta bellii (western painted turtle), 6138 nucleotides. NCBI's taxonomy places the organism in Eukaryota, Metazoa, Chordata, Testudines, Emydidae. The record is from RefSeq and is a predicted model, not a curated record.
GAUCAGGGGAUCGCAGGGCGGGGCCCUUGGGGGGCGCGUCCCCCCAUCCCUCCCCCCCCGCCCACAAUGGUGCAGCCCGCGUUUAAAGGGCCCGGCCGGGCGGGGAGGGGGCAGAGCCGGAGCGGGGCGCGCGGCUGCAGCUGCAGGCCUGCCGCCCCCCGACCAUCCCACCAUGGCCGCCCCACUGCUGCUCGGGGCCCUGGCUCUGCUGCUGCUGCUGCCGCCCCUGGCCCGGGCAGGGGCCCCCCCUCCGCCGCUCCCGGCCACCCGGGUAUCCUUUUCGGUGCCGGACGGGGGACUGACCCACCUGGCGGUGCACCGCGAGACGGGCGAGGUCUUUGCCGGCGCCGUAAACCGCGUCUACAAGCUGGCGGCCAAUCUCAGCCAGCUGCGGGUGCACGGGACGGGGCCGGUGCCGGACGACGCCCGGUGCUACCCGCCGCCCGCCGUGCGGCUCUGCCAGCACCCGCUGGCCCCGGCCGACAACGUCAACAAGCUGCUGCUGCUGGACUACGCGGGCGGGCGGCUGGUGGCCUGCGGCAGCGUCUGGCAGGGCGUCUGCCAGCUGCUGCGCCUGGGCGACCUGGCCAAGCUGGGCGAGCCGCACCAGCGCAAGGAGCACUACCUCUCGGGCGGGCGCGAGGCCGACGCCAUGGCCGGCGUCAUCCUGGAGCAGCCGGGCCAGCCCAGCCGGCUCUUCGUGGGCACCUCGGUGGAGGGGCGCUCCGAGUACUUCCCCACCCUGUCCAGCCGCCGCCUGGCGCCCGACCCCGCCAGCCCCGACAUGUUCAGCCUGGUGUACCAGGACGAGUUCGUCUCCUCGCAGGUCAAGGUCCCCUCGGACACCCUGGCGCUGCACCCGGCCUUCGACAUCUACUACGUCUCGGCCUUCGUCUCGGGCGCCUUCGUCUACUUCCUCACCCUGCAGCUGGACACGCAGCAGGCGGCGCUGGAGGGGCCGGGCGGGGGGCCCGGCGGGGGGACGGCCCCCGGGGCCGAGCGCUUCUUCUCCUCCAAGAUCGUGCGGCUCUGCGCCCGCGACGCCGAGUUCUACUCCUACGUGGAGUUCCCGCUGGGCUGUGCCCACGCCGGGGUGGAGUACCGCCUGGUGCAGGCCGCCCGGCUGGCCAAGGCCGGGCGCCGGCUAGCGCGGGCGCUGGGGCUGGCCGAGGGGCAGGACGUGCUCUACGCAGCCUUUGCCCAGGGCCAGAAGAACCGGGCCGCGCCGCCGCGCCAGAGCCUGCUCUGCCUCUUCACGCUCGACGAGGUCAAUCGGCGCAUCCAGGAGCGGAUCCAGAGCUGCUACCGCGGCGAAGGGCACCUCUCCCUGCCCUGGCUGCUCAACAAGGAGCUGCCUUGCAUCAACACGGUACCGGGACCCAGGCGUCCGGGAGCCUCGCCCAGCCCCCGCGCUCAGCCACUCGGCCCGGCUCCCCUCCCAGGGAGAGAACCCAGGAGUGGCAGAGGUGCGGGGUUCGGGGGGUCGAGGGAAGUGGCUCAGGUGGGGCUGGGGACUCGGGGGGCUGGGGGCAUCUCUCUCUCACAGCUCCCCCCCCAGGUGCGGGUAGACGGCCCCCAGGACGCCCAUCUGUACGAGUCGGUGCCAGUGACCCCCGGGCAGCCCCUGCUGCGGGACAUGGAGCUCAGCCCAGACCAGAGACACCUUUACCUGCUGAGCCGCGGAGAGGUCGUGCGGCUGCCGGUGGAGACCUGUGGCCAGUACCCCGCAUGUGACGCCUGCCUGGGCUCUGGGGACCCCCACUGCGGCUGGUGUGUCCUGCACAACCGGUGCUGCCGGGAGAGCGAGUGUCCCCGGGCGCUGGAGUUGCAGCGGUUCGCGGCCGUGCCGGGCCCCUGCCCCCGGUUGCUCGUGGAGCCCAAUAACAUCUCAGUCACCUCGACCAGCGUCCUGCUGCAGCUGACGGUGCAGAACCUCCCGGACCUGGGGCCCGGCGUGACCUGCUCCUUCGAGGGCCUGGGGCAGAGCAAGGCCGAGGUGCUACCCGGGGGCCUCAUCCGCUGCCAGUCACCCACCCCCAGGGAGCUGCCCCCCGGUACUGGCCCCCAUGGUGACGCUCGCUCCGUGCGGCUUCAGCUUCGCUCGCUUGAGACCAUGAUGGACUUUGCUGGCGCUGACUUCGUCUUCUACAACUGCAGCCUCCUCCCGUCGUGUCUGUCCUGCGUGAGGAGCCAGUUCGCCUGCCAGUGGUGCAAAUAUCGGCACGUCUGCACCCACGAUCCCCGGGAGUGCGCUUUUGCCGAGGGGCGGGUCAGCACCGCUGAGGGCUGCCCGGAGCUGCUCCCGGCGGGCGAGAUCCUGAUCCCGGUGGGGGUGCUGCAGCCGAUCACGCUCCGGGCCAAGAACCUGCCACAGCCGCAGUCGGGCCAGAAGAACUACGAGUGCGUCUUUGCCGUGCAGGGGCGGCGCCAGCGGGUCCCAGCCGUGCGCUUCAACUCCAGCAGCGUGCAGUGUCAGAACACCUCGUACUGGUACGAGGGCGACGCAGUUGGGGAGCUGCCUGUGGACUUCUCCGUCGUCUGGGACAGCGACUUCCCCAUCGACCAGCCCCCCGGCUUCAAAGCCCUGCUAUACAAGUGCCCAGCCCAGCGCCCCAGCUGUGGGCUCUGUCUCCGCUCUGACCCACGCUAUGAGUGCGGCUGGUGCCUGGCCGAGCGACGCUGCCUCCUGCGCGCCCAAUGCCCAGCCCCCAAACUCAACUGGGUGCCCCCCGGCCGGCGCGGGGCUCGCUGCAGCCACCCUCGCAUCACCCAGGUGGUGCCGGUGGCGGGGCCCAAGGAGGGCGGCACGCGGGUGACGGUCGAGGGUGAGAACCUGGGGCUGCAGUUUCACGAGGUCGCGGUGCGCGUGGCCGGCGUGCGCUGCAACUCGCUGCCCAGCCAGUACGUCCCCGCCCAGAGGGGGAGCUGGGACGCAGGGGAGUUCGGGGGGACGUGUUUGAUCGGACGGGAGCUGGGACGCGAAGGGGGGUCGGGCGGGGACGAUACCCCCAGGCUGCGGGGACUGAACCCUGGGGGAGGGCCGGUGUCAGGGGGGACCCGCGUCACCCUCACUGGGACCCAUCUGGACGCCGGCAGCAGCGUCAACAUCUCAUUGCAGGGGGCACCCUGCCAGCUGCUCAGGAGGGGGCCUGAGGAAAUCGUCUGCAUGACCCCCCCGUCCACGCUGGGCCCUGGUCCAGCCCCCCUCAGUGUCUGCAUCGACCGUGCCAGCCUGGCCCCCCCUGAGCCUCCCAAUGGCACCGCCAGCCCCCCCAUCCUGAUCUUCCGCUAUACCCCCGAUCCGGUGGUGACCCACAUCGAGCCCCAAUGGAGCAUCGUCAACGGCAGCACCAGCCUGACAGUGACUGGGACCCGCCUGCUGAGCAUCCAGGAGCCGCGUGUCCGAGCCCUGUACGGGGGCGUCGAAACCGUCAACAGCUGCCGGGUGCUGAAUGACUCCCUCAUGCUGUGCCAGGCGCCCGGCAUUGUGCCGGGGGGGCGGGAGCUGCCUGCGGGGGGGGCCUCCCCUGACGAAUUCGGCUUCCUGCUGGACCACGUCCAGGCGGCUCGAACCCUCAACCGCUCGGCCUUCACCUACUACCCCGACCCCCAGGUCGAGCCCUUCGGCCCUGCGGGGGUGCUGGAGGUGAAACCCGGCUCCCACAUUGUCCUCAAGGGCAGGAACCUGAUCCCGGCGGCCGCUGGGGGGGCCCGUCUGAACUACACCGUGCUGAUUGGGGGGGAGCCCUGCGCCCUGACGGUGUCAGAGACCCAGCUGCUCUGUGACUCGCCCAGCCAGACAGGGGAGCAGCCAGUCACGAUCCUGGUGGGGGGCCUGUCCUUCUCUCCCGGCUCCCUGCACAUCUACCCCGAGGCGGCCCUGCCCCUGGGGGCGCUGGUGGGGCUGGGCGUGGGGGGGUCCCUGCUGCUCCUUGCCAUUAUCGGGGUGCUGGUUGCCUACAAGCGAAAGACCCGCGACGCCGACCGGACCCUCAAGCGGCUGCAACUGCAGAUGGACAAUCUGGAGUCACGGGUCGCGCUGGAGUGCAAGGAGGCCUUUGCAGAGCUGCAGACCGACAUCAACGAGCUGACGAACAACUUGGACGGGGUGAAGAUCCCGUUCCUGGACUAUCGGACGUACGCCCUGCGGGUGCUGUUCCCCGGCGAGGAGCCCCCCAUGCUGCGCCAUGGCCACGUGAGCGGGGGCCGGGCCAGGGUGGGCUGCAGAGCAGAGCGGGGGCUGGGCUGGGGGGAAGAACAGGGGGACUGGGGAGCACACAGCGCCCUGGGGCAGGCACCCCCCAUCGUCCUCAGACAGCCCCCCAUGGCCCUGCCCCCCCCUAACCUGCUGCCUCUCCCCCAGGUGACCGAUGGCUCCAAGGUGGCCCUGGCGCCCCGGCAGGUCUCGGGGUGCAACCUGCCGAACUCCUGCACCUUCAGCCGCUCCCUGAGCCGCUACGAGAGCCUCCUGCGGCCAUCCAGCAGCCCCGACAGCCUGCGCUCCCGCGCCCCCAUGCUGAGCCCCGAGCGCGACGGGGGCACCCGGCUCUGGCACCUCGUCCGCAGCCACGACCCGCUGGGCGACCCCAAGGAGGGUGGCAGCAAGAUGGUGUCGGAGAUCUACCUCACCCGGCUCCUGGCCACCAAGGGCACGCUGCAGAAGUUCGUGGAUGACCUGUUCGAGACGCUGUUCAGCACGGCACACCGAGCCAGCGCCCUGCCCCUGCCCAUCAAGUACAUGUUCGACUUCCUGGACGAGCAGGCGGAUCGGCGCCAGAUCAGCGACCCCGACGUGCGGCACACCUGGAAGAGCAACUGCCUGCCCCUGCGGUUCUGGGUGAACGUGAUCAAGAACCCGCAGUUCGUGUUCGACGUGCACAAGAGCAGCAUCACGGACGCGUGUCUCUCCGUGGUGGCCCAGACGUUCAUGGACUCAUGUUCCACGUCGCCCCAGCGCCUGGGCAAGGACUCGCCCUCCACCAAACUGCUCUAUGCCAAGGACCUGCCCGGCUACCGCGGCUGGGUGGAGCGGUACUACCGGGACAUCGCCAGGAUGGCGCCCAUCAGCGACCAAGACAUGGACGCCUACCUCGGGGAGCAGUCGCGGCUCCACGCCGGGGAGUUCAACACCCUGGGGGCGCUGGGCGAGCUCUACCAGUACGUGGGGCGCUACCGCCAGGAGGUGCUGACGGCGCUGGAGCGGGACGGGAGCUGCCGGAAGCAGCGGCUGCGCCAGCGACUGGAGCAGGUCAUUGCCUUGGUCUCCACCAACAGCUGAGGGGGGCUGGCCCCAUGGCCAGCCAGUGCGACCUUCGACCUCCGGGGUGACGUGACCUUCGACCUCCUCCGAGACAAUGUGACCUUCGACCCCUGGCUCAGGGGCAGGCUGACUUUUGGGGGGAUCCCCCCAAUGCCACCGGGAUCGGGCCUCGUAGCAAUAACCCAGAGGGGCCGCUGGUGGCAAUGGGGGUGUGUGACGGGGGGACAGGGCUGGGGGGCAGAUCUGGCUGGGCUGGAGCAAUGACCCCCCUUUCCACCCCAAUACCAGACCCCCACCCCCAAAACUGUACAGCCCCCCAGUACUGUAUGACCCCCCCAAUGCACCCCCAGGCCAGCAGCUGAAAGGAGCUCCCCACCUCCCCCCUGUACAGCACCCCCCAAAUAGCUGUUGGAAUUUGCCUCUUGUGUUGGUGACAGUGACAAUGGGAAUUGGAGAUUUAACCUAUGUCCCAGGGACCCCCCUCCCCAGCCCCCCCCCCCAGUUCUCCCAGCCCAGAGACCCCCUCCGUAGCCCUUCCCCUAGCACCCCCUUGACCCAGGGACUGCCCUCCCCAGCCCCUCCCCAGCGCCCCCUUUCCCGGUGACGUGGUGCCUUAAUUACUGAAUAAUUUAUUGCGUCUCAGGGGGGUUCGGUGUACAUUUAGUCCCGGGUGUAAGAAAUUUCAGUGUAACCCCCCCCCGCGAUAUCUGUGUAAAUAGUCGUACUGCGUGUGGGCUCGGGGAGGUGGGGCCUAGCUCCCCCCCCAAGAUUUGGGGGAAGCAGGACAGACCCCUUCCCCCGCUCCCACGCAGCUGUUUUCUCUGUUCAUUUUAUAAUUAACUUUUCUUUUGCUAAUUAAAGUGCUGGAAAAAAACUAA